ACAUGAAGAUUCCAUGAAUGUCACUGCAAGAGUUUUAUUUAGUUCGCAGAUUUUGCAAGCUAGCUGACUAAACUGUCACUUGAGCCGUUAGCCUGCUAGCCUAAUGGUCGGGUGUUAAUGCAACUUACUGCAGAUAGAAAUUACUGAAAUUACUUUGUUUUAUUAAUUCAUGCGUAUGAAAGAUGAUUUUUCUUGAACAGAUUAACUGAAUCAACUGACGAAGCAAUUUGGUUACUGCAGGCAUAGUCAGCUAGCUUGUGAAGUCCUCAUAGAGCUAACGUUGCCUUGUAUUGCUUCUCAGAUUACCACAUCUCUUUCUUCUAAAUAAUAUUUUGCUCUAACUCGUAGUCUUUGGUUUUUAGAAUUGAUAUGCUGGCACCACCGAUCCCUACUAUCAUGCCGGCUCUUCUGGAGAGGCCCAAACUGUCCAAUGCUAUGGCACGUGCCUUACAUAAGCACAUUAUGAGAGAGAGGGAGCGGAAGAGACAAGAGGAGGAAGAGGUGGACAAAAUGAUGGAGCAGAAACUAAAAGAAGAAGAAGAGAGGAAGAGGAAGAAAGAGAUGGAGGAGAGAAUGUCCUUAGAGGAAACAAAAGAGCAGAUUAUGAAGAUGGGAGUGAAGCUGCAGGGUCUUCAAGAGGAGAAGCACCAGCUUUUUCUGCAGCUGAAGAAAGUCCUACAUGAGGAGGAGAAAAGACGUCGGAAGGAACAGAGUGACAUGACAACUCUGACCUCGGCAACAUACCAGCCAAACAUGGCCAUCCACAGUGGGCCGCACCUUCUCAGCAUGCAAGGGCAGUCUAGUCAUGGGCGUCCUGGUGCUCUUCUUGGGGAACGCAGUAAACAGCUCUUCCAGUCUCCAGUCAUUCCUACGCGUCAUUUCCAGUCUCAGCCAGGAUUCAGUGCAGCUGGAACAGAGCAUGGCCAGUACUCUGGAGCCCAGCCGAGUCAUAGCCCCUAUGGAGUCACCCAGUCGCAGCAUACAUCACCUUUUGCCUCCAGUCAGCCGGUGCCAGCCAAUUAUGCCAGUGGUUCACAACUUAGAGGUGCAUCAGCAUUCCAGACCAUGCAGUACUUGCCCCAUCAACAGCAAGGUUAUGCGGUCCACAGUCACUUCACCUCUCAGCCAGGUUAUAUCCCCAGCGCUGGGAUUCCCCUGCAGAAACAGUUGGAGCAUGCUAACCAGCAGUCGGGCUUCACAGACUCUAGUCCAUUGAGGCCCAUGCAUCCACAGGCUCUGCAUGUAAGCGCUGCAGGUUUGCUGCCUACUGCUUCUAUUGCUGUCCAGAUCCCUCCUGGCAAGUCUGGCUUGCCGUAUGCUCAUCCACCAAGACCAGCUUCUCCAGGUGCGUUCACACAUGGAACGCCCUCACAACAAGCACAUGCGGCUACAUUUCAAAGCUCUUCUCAACCAAGCCCUCGCCACACCUACCUUUCUCACAGCCAGUCAGGGCAGAGGUUUUACCACCAUAGCAAAUAGAUUUUAAUUUCAGUCUAAUGCAGAAUGUAAGGCUGUGAAGAUAAGAUCUGCCACUAACACUUUGGAGCCUUUUGGAUUAAAGCUACAUAGCGCACAACACUUGGCAUCAAAGUGUUACGAUAUAGAACACAUGACUGUAUUAGGCCAUUUUCUCUGUUAUUCUUAAGCUGUUAGACUUCCCUUUGCAACAGGGUAUGCCAUAUUUCAUUAUUACAGUGGGAUGUGUCUGAAAGUUUCUUCAGCUGUGCCAACAUUAGUAACAUUAUAAUACUACCACUAAAUGGCACAACUAAAAUUAAAUCUGGUUUUAAAACUAACUAAACAAUAUAGGAACAGACUAAAUUUUAUUUCCAUGUUCUGUAACAGAUCUCCCACUCUGUGCUCUCUAUAACUUGCAUUAACAUUUGAUGAAUACACCUUUUCCCAACUUCAAAGAGCUGGAAAAUAAUAUUUUCAUAUGAUUUUAAAUUGCAAAUGUGACGUUUUUAGCCAACCGACUGAAUUUCACAAAACUGCACUUAAAAAUAUGAAUAUUAUUAAUAAUCUGUUUAAAAGAACUUGUUAAAAUCCUAAAUAAAAAGCUGUGUGGGAAAAAAAAUA
Carassius gibelio (silver crucian carp) is the source of this 2079-nucleotide messenger RNA. Its product is annotated as G protein pathway suppressor 2. The transcript has 12 exons. Bases 370 to 1479 code for a protein of 369 amino acids. Gene Ontology annotation, biological process: regulation of transcription by RNA polymerase II. Gene Ontology annotation, cellular component: transcription regulator complex. The record is from RefSeq and is a predicted model, not a curated record. Lineage: Eukaryota; Metazoa; Chordata; Actinopteri; Cypriniformes; Cyprinidae. Gene Ontology annotation, molecular function: transcription coregulator activity.